AUGCCGUCGAUCAAAGCUCUCGCCCCAGAGGAUGUCAACUACCUACGAUCCAAAGGCGCCUUUACGCUGCCUCCAGUUCGCGUUCGCGAGGCCAUGAUACGGUGCUACUUUCAAUACGUUCAUCCAUUUGCCCCUAUCCUUGAUGCAAACGAGUUCAUAACCGAGUAUGAGAAAGGACGGAAGAGCCUCUUGUUGCUAUGGAGCAUGUUCAUCGCGGCGGCAAGCUUUGUUGAUGAAAGCCUGCUUACCGAGGACUUCUAUCCCUCGAGGAGGGCGCUCAAGAGAGGCAUGUAUCAACGAGCAAAAGCACUUUAUGAUGCGGACUACGAAAAAGACAAAGUCACUCUCAUUCAGUCUCUCUUCCUAAUGGGACACUGGUAUACCAGCACAGACGACCGUGCCGGCCCAUGGCAUUGGAACGGCAUCGCCGUCAGCCUCUCUCACACCAUCGGCCUCCAUCGUCUCAACAUGCCAUGCCAACAGGCCUCCCAAGGAACGAAGCCAUUCUGGAGACGUCUCUGGUGGUCGCUAUAUAGCCGUGAAGUAUGGCUUUCACUGGGCCUCGGUCGACCGAUGCGCAUCGCCUUUGACGACUUUGACACCCCCAUGCCGGCAGCCUGCGACGCGGACGUCCUCUCACCCGAGGUCGCGGGGAACCUCGGCCGAAAGUACCUUCCGGGCGAGCUCGGCUUCCUGUUCGACAUCUGGCUCGAGUUUGUCGGACUCAGCGCGACGCUUGGCAAUAUCCUUUCGACGAAUUACCGGGCAAAGGGUGUGAAGCCGUCGAGAGCUGACAUUGAACGGAGCGAGAGCCAGAUCCGGCCGUUUCAGACCCGGGUCCCGGAUGCCACGAACCAAAGUCGGGUGGUUGCAUCUCACAUAUACCAGUUCAAACUUUACUUUGAGUAA
Colletotrichum chrysophilum is the source of this 909-nucleotide messenger RNA. RefSeq lists its product as uncharacterized. Lineage: Eukaryota; Fungi; Ascomycota; Sordariomycetes; Glomerellales; Glomerellaceae. The record is from RefSeq and is a predicted model, not a curated record. Bases 1 to 909 code for a protein of 302 amino acids. Gene Ontology annotation, biological process: DNA-templated transcription. The transcript is spliced from 3 exons. Gene Ontology annotation, molecular function: DNA binding; zinc ion binding.